Molecule: messenger RNA, 423 nt
Organism: Prorocentrum cordatum
Lineage: Eukaryota; Dinophyceae; Prorocentrales; Prorocentraceae
Source: the annotation of a GenBank genome assembly
AUGUGCUCCCGCCGUCGUUUGGGAAUUCACAAGAGGCAGCGACGUAUCAUCACCACCACUUGCUUUCGACUGGGCGCGGAGGGCCCUCCUAGAGGCGCAGCUAUUAUCCGAAGCAGUAGUCGGUUCAGGCUUCUGUGUAAUGAAUUUCGUGGCGGCUGCAUUGCCUUCGAGCUACAGUUGCACAAGGAGGGACAUCAGAAUUGGAAAACCAACCUGCCCGUGCGCCUGGCCAAGGACCCCGAUUUCCAAAACGGCAGAUUCAGAAAAGGGUGUGCGACCCUUCCCACGGCAGAGCAAUCGUAUGUCCACGCCAUGGCUACCAAUACGCAUCGAGAUUACCACAUGCAUCAUCGGUACGUCGUAUGCUUCAUAAGUACAGGCAGCAAGCUCAGCUACGCACGCUCCACAAAGACCAGAGCGUGA